Cydia splendana is the source of this 4077-nucleotide messenger RNA. RefSeq names its product cullin-associated NEDD8-dissociated protein 1 (gene Cand1). Gene Ontology annotation, cellular component: nucleus. NCBI's taxonomy places the organism in Eukaryota, Metazoa, Arthropoda, Insecta, Lepidoptera, Tortricidae. The coding region runs from base 157 to 3927 and encodes 1256 amino acids. Gene Ontology annotation, biological process: protein ubiquitination; SCF complex assembly. The transcript has 24 exons. The record is from RefSeq and is a predicted model, not a curated record.
GGAAUCUUUUUUAUUUUGGGUGGUUUGCGACUGCUUUGAGUAAAUGUUCAAAUGUUCCAUCCUCGCAUGUGUUGUGUAAAAAUUAUAAUUUUUUGUUAGUAGUCUGUUUGCUGGAGUUGUUAAAUUUUCUGUUGGAAGAGCCGCAAACUUGUCAAAAUGGCUAUUGUAUCUUAUCAAAUUGCAAGUCUUCUCGAGAAGAUGACGUCUAACGACAAAGAUUUUCGGUUUAUGGCUACAAAUGAUUUGAUGACCGAAUUGCAAAAGGACAGCAUCAAGUUGGAUGAUGAUUCGGAGAGGAAAGUUGUGAAGAUGCUACUCCGUCUGCUUGAAGACAAAAACGGCGAAGUUCAGAAUUUGGCUGUCAAAUGCCUUGGUCCGCUUGUGAAUAAAGUAAAGGAGUAUCAUGUGGAAGGCAUAGUCGAGACGCUGUGUGCCAACAUGUUAUCGGAUACUGAACAGCUGCGAGACAUCAGCAGCAUUGGUCUCAAGACUGUGAUAUCGGAACUACCUCUGGGCUCCAACACACUGGCCGCUAAUGUGUGCAAGAAAAUAACUGGCAGGUUGAGCAGUGCUAUUGAGAAGCAAGAAGAUGUGUCAGUUCAAUUGGAAGCUCUUGAUAUUCUGGCAGAUCUGUUGAGCAGAUUUGGCGGUUUGUUGAUUUCAUUCCACCCGGUGCUAUUGAAUUCUUUGCUCCCCCAACUGGCUUCUCCACGUCAGGCUGUCCGUAAGCGCACCAUAGUAGCACUGUCCCACCUGGUGAUGUCAUGCAACGCUGCUCUCUAUAACAAACUUAUUGAUCACCUGCUGGAGGGACUGGGUUCAUCUACAUCGUCUAGUGUCAGUCGCACUCAUAUUCAGUGUAUUGCCUCUGUGUGCCGUCAAGCAGGUCACCGCUUCGGUGAGCAGCUGUGGCGAGUGGCUCCGCAGGUCCUCGAGCACUCGAACGACACAGACGAGGAGCUCCGCGAGCACUGCCUGCAAGCCCUGGAGGCGUUUGUGCUCAAGUGCCCUAAGGAAGUACAGCCGCAUAUCCCGACAAUCAUCGAGCUAUGCCUCAAGAUGAUCACCUACGACCCGAACUACAACUACGAAGAUUCCGAAGAAGGCGGCGGCGGCGAGGACGAAGAGAUGGAAGAUGAAACGGCGGCGCCCGACGCGGACCCCGAGUCCGACUCCGAGGAGUACUCUGAUGACGACGAUAUGUCCUGGAAGGUGAGACGCGCGGCAGCCAAGUGCCUCGAGUCCGUCAUUUCAACUCGGCACGAACUACUGGCUGAGAUGUACCAGACGGUGUCCCCCGCUUUGAUCGCUAGGUUUAAAGAACGCGAAGAAAACGUGAAAUGCGACAUUCUGAGCGCUUACACAGCGCUGCUGCGCGCCACACGUCCCCAACCAGCGCUCCAGUCCAUCACCCCGGCCGACAACUCACCGCAAGCCUUACUACUGCAGCGGGUGAGCGGCGUAGUCCGCGGCGCGCUACGAGUGAUCCGCGGCCGCAGCGUGCGCGCGCGCGGCUGCGCGCUGGCGCUGCUGCGCGAGCUGCUGGCCGCCGCGCCCGGCUGCCUGGCCGAGCACGCCGCCCGGGUCAUCCGCGCGCUCACUCCGGCGCUCACGGACAAGACCACCGCCUCAUCCAUGAAGAUCGAAACCCUAGUAUUCGUAGUGUGCCUAGUCCGCGGUCACUCGCCGGAGGCUAUGCGCUCGCACGUGGCGGCACUCAUGCCGGCCGUGCUGGGCUGUGUGCACGACCCCUUCUACAAGGUCACCGCCGAGGCGCUGCGCGUGCUGCAGACGCUCGUCAAGGUCAUGCGCCCGCUCGGUGAGUCCAAACCCUCUGAAGACAUCGAAGAUUCCACAAUCGAGCCGCCACCAGAAGAGUUGCAACAGUUCAUUCUGCCCAUGUACGAGUGUACCCUCGUGCGGCUCCGGGCCACGGACAUGGACCAAGAGGUCAAGGAGCGCGCCAUCGCGACCUGCGGACAACUGCUGUGCCAUUUCGGUGACUAUUUACAGAAUGAGCUUCCCGUAUGUUUGCCAAUAUUCUUGGAACGCCUACGCAACGAAAUUACGCGCCUAACUACGGUAAAGGCUUUAACUAAAGUGGCUGCGUCUCCGUUGAGAAUUGACUUGAGGCCUAUCUUGUCUGAAGCUGUGCCGAUUCUAGGAUCCUUCUUAAGGAAGAACCAGAGGGCACUGAAAUUAUCGACACUGGUGUUACUGGACACAUUGGUGCAAAACUACAGCGACGAUAUCAGCAUAGAACUUCUUGCAAAGGUGCUAGUAGAAGUGCCGCCGCUGGUGUGCGAGGCGGACCUGCACUGCGCGCAGACGGCGCUGACGCUGGUGCGCGGCGCGUGCCUGCGCUGCCCGGCCGCGCUCACCGCCGACGCGCGCGCCGCGCUCACGCCCAACAUCCUCGCGCUAGCCAAGUCCCCGCUGCUGCAAGGUGGAGCGCUAAAGGCGAUGCUGGGCGUGCUGAGUGCUCUCGUGUCGGCGGACGUGGCGGGCUGCUCGCGGCGCGAGCUGCUGGCGCUGCUGGUGGCGCCCGUGCACCGCGUGCACGAGCACAACGCGACCGCGCACCAUAUUAAACAGGCAUUCCACUCGCUGGCGAAGUGUGUAGCGGCCGUUGUAACGGAGGGCGGGUCGGACGCGUUAGACGUGGUGCGCGGGUUCCUGCGCGACGCCACGCAACCCCCCUCGGACGCGCACCACAUGUUCGCGCUACUCGCCGUAGCAGAGAUCGGCCGACAUCUAGAUCUAAGCUCCAUCCCGAAUCUGAAGGAAGUACUCCUGGCCUCUUUCGCCCCAUCAUCAGAGGAAGUGAAGUCGGCAGCGAGCUACGCCCUGGGGUCGGUGGCCGUCGGCAAUCUGCCCGAGUUCCUGCCCUUCAUCCUGAGCGAGAUCGAGGCGCAGCCGAAACGACAAUAUUUACUUCUGCAUUCGCUUAGAGAGAUAAUCUCGUGUGAAUCAUGUACACCAGAAGGCGUAGAAGCGCUCAGGCCAUUCAUACCCGAAAUCUGGGUACAGCUAUCGAAACACUGCCAAUGUGCGGAGGAAGGAUCUCGUAAUGUAGUUGCUGAAUGUUUAGGAAAAUUGUGUCUGUUAGAGCCUAAAGAAUUACUGCCGCAUCUCAAGGAGUUCCUCCAGUCGCCUGAACCACUCACGAGAACAACCGCCGUCACUGCUGUCAAGUUCACAAUCUCAGAUCAGCCGCAAGCGAUCGACCCGCUGCUCCGCGCGUGCAUGUCGGAGCUGCUGGUGCCGCUGCGCGACCCGUCGCUCGGCGUGCGGCGCGUGGCGCUCGUGGCCUUCAACUCGGCCGCGCACAACAAGCCCUCGCUCAUCCGCGACCUGCUGCCCAGCGUGCUGCCCACCAUAUACCAGGAGACUAAAGUCAAGAAAGAACUAAUCCGCGAAGUAGAAAUGGGCCCGUUCAAGCAUUCCGUAGACGACGGGCUGGACCUGCGUAAAGCUGCCUUCGAAUGCAUGUACACGUUGCUGGGCACCUGCUUGGACCGGCUCGACGUGUUCGAGUUCCUGCGGCACGUGGAAGAUGGCCUGAGGGACCACUACGAUAUCAAGAUGCUCACUUAUCUCAUGUGCGCGAGGCUGGCGCAGCUCUGCCCUACGGUGGUCUUACAGAGGCUUGAGAGCCUAGUCGAGCCGCUGCGCGCAACCUGCACAAUGAAAGUGAAGGCAAACUCUGUGAAACAAGAGUACGAGAAACAAGACGAGCUCAAACGUUCUGCGCUGCGCGCUGCCGCUGCGCUACUGCACAUACCUGAGGCUGACAAGAACCCCCACUUGAUGGACUUCGUGACACAAAUCAAGUCGUUCCCGGACCUGCAGCCCAUCUUCGAGUCCAUCCUGAAGGACUCGUCGGGUGGCGCGGCCGUGGACUCCAACCUCAUGGACCAGAGUUAGCCGCGCUGCCUCAAGCGCGCCCGCGAAUAAACCUCCGUUGAGGUUUGAUCCAUUUUUAUUUAGUCUCGUUAUUCGGUUUUAUACCAACCGCAUUUGUUUUGUGCCUGUUGUAAAAAUGAUUGAAAGUCAAUAGAUAUCUAUCUAAUAAUA